Leucoraja erinaceus (little skate) is the source of this 2666-nucleotide messenger RNA. RefSeq names its product dipeptidase 1 (gene dpep1). The record is from RefSeq and is a predicted model, not a curated record. Gene Ontology annotation, molecular function: metallodipeptidase activity. Gene Ontology annotation, biological process: proteolysis. The transcript has 11 exons. NCBI's taxonomy places the organism in Eukaryota, Metazoa, Chordata, Chondrichthyes, Rajiformes, Rajidae. Bases 205 to 1572 code for a protein of 455 amino acids.
AGCAGCUUGCUACCAGUCUCUUCAAUCUUUUGAUGUUGCAACAGUGCAAUUGCUAAAUCUCAGGGGAAGGAAUUGAACCGUGAGUAUGGCUUGUUUAAUAUUUUUGCAUGUCACCUUUCUCUAUGUCGUUAAUGAAUAGCUGUGUUUCUAGUUCCUGGGCCAAAUUAUAAUGAAUUUAUAAUGAACGCUGGAGGUUAAAGGUUAAUGCAAAAGAGACUCAACCAGCUCGAUAGGUAUUUAACGCUCGAAAAACACAUUGUCGUUUGGAUACAGCAGAUCUUGCAGAAUUUCGAUCAGAACUUGGUGCUUGGAGUAGAGGCUGUGAAAUCAGUGAUAAAGAAGAUGUGGAUUGCUCUCUUCCUGUUGUGUGUUUGUCAAUGCUCUGCGGAUCAGUUCAGACUUCGAGCAGAGGCAUUAAUGAAAGCAACUCCUCUUAUAGAUGGACACAAUGACUUCCCUUACCAACUUCUACUGCGUUACCACAACCAACUAGGCAAAGUGGAUCUGAAUAAUGUGAAUGAAACCCACACUAACAUCAAUAAGCUGAAAGCUGGGCUUGUGGGAGCACAGUUUUGGGUCGCAUAUGCACCGUGUAGCGCCCAGUAUAAGGAUGCUGUGAGACUAACGCUGGAGCAAAUUGACGUCAUACAAAGAAUGGAUUCGCUGUAUUCUCAAACUUUCCGUAGUGCACGUACAAGCAAUAGCAUUACCACAGCUUUCCAGGGUAAGCAAGUGGCCAGUUUAAUUGGUGUCGAGGGUGGACACUCUAUAGACAGCAGCAUGGCUACACUACGCCUCUUCUACAAAAUGGGAGUUCGUUACAUGACCAUCACGCAUAGCUGUAACACACCAUGGGCUGAUAAUUGGCGCGUGGAUGCUGGGGAAGAUAAAGCUCAAAGUAAUGGCCUAUCUCAGUUUGGAAAGAAAGUUAUUUUAGAAAUGAAUCGACUAGGAAUGAUUAUUGACUUAGCACACACUUCUGUCAAGACGAUGAAUGAUGUAUUGGACAUUUCAAAGGCUCCUGUCAUGUUUAGCCACUCAAGUGCCUACACCCUGUGUAACCAUAAUCGCAAUGUACCAGAUGCCAUUCUGAAAAAAGUGCGUCAGAAGAAUGGUAUUGUGAUGGUGAACUUCUUCAACGGCUUUGUUACAUGCAAGGUUAAUGCUACACUCUCAGAUGUGGCGGAUCAUUUUGACUACAUAAAAAAAGUUGCUGGUUAUCAGUCUGUGGGAUUUGGUGGAGAUUAUGAUGGCGUUCCCAGAGUUCCUACAGGUUUGGAAGAUGUGUCCUUCUAUCCUGAUUUAGUAGCUGAACUACUGCGGAGAAAGUGGACUGACAUAGAAGUAAAAGCAGCCCUUGGAGAAAACUUUCUCAGAGUCUUUCAGGGAGUAGAAAAGGUUAGAAACUUCAAUCCAGGAGAUGAUGAGCCCAUUCCAUAUGAGCAGGUUAAGAAUUCGUGCAGGACGAGCUUUGGUUAUGAGGAUCAAGCUGAUACUAACAAUGGAAAUCCACUGGUUUUCAUGCCUGCAGUGGUCACAUCUGUUUACCUAGCACACCAUUUAUUAGUGUAAGAGAUAAUGGGGCAGCAGCCCCAGAAAAUAUCACUCAUUCUCAAAAGGCAACUUGAAUAAAAGGAAAAAUGGAGCAGUAUAAUGUCUACAGGGUUUCUUCUGAUCUUUCAGCACAACCGACAACAAUGUUGUGGAUCGAGGCAUUAGUGGCUAUUUAUGUCCUUUUCACAGAAUUCCUAGGUUUAAACUAUCUGCCCAUGAACACACAGAUAGAGGUUUGGAGAAUUGGAGAGUCAUACAGCACGAACAUAGGCUGUUUGUCCAACGCGUCCAUGCCCAUCAAGCUGCCCCAUUUAAGCUGCACCCAUUUUCUCACACCUCGCUCAUUUCCCUCCAAACUUCUCCUUAUUGUUUAGUUUAGUUUAGAGAUACAGCGUGGAAACAGGCCCUUCGGCCCACCGAGUCUGCACUGACCAGAGAUCCGCGAACAUUUGUGCUAUCACAGUAGGGACAAUUUACAAUUAUACCAAGCCAAUUAACCUACAAACCUGUAGCCACUGGGAAUCUGGGAGGAAACCGGAGCACUCAGAGCACCCACUCAUUCCUUCUCUCCAGAGAUGCUGCCUCUCCUGCUGAGUUACUCCAGCAUUUUGUGUCUCCCUUUGAAGCAGGAUUAUUUCACGACAGAAUCAUGAAAAUAUAGAAGAUACAAAUAGACCAUUCAACUCAAUAAUUAUUGUUAAUAUCCUUCCACUCAUCUUUCCUCCAACUAUCAAUCUGAUCAAGUCUCAAAAGUUAGCUUGGACGCCUCAUUGAUCACUAACUCCAGUAAUUGGAAGGGGUUUUGUAAAAUACUGCCUCUUCUCUGUUCUUUAACCUUAUAUCUCUGUGUCCCCAUUGUAGAUCUCUCAUUACCAUAAGUCAUGUCAAGUCAAGUUUAUUUGUCACAUACACAUACGAGAUGUGCAGUGAAAUGAAAGUGGCAAUGCUUGCGGACUUUUGUGCAAAAGACAAACAACAAAACAACCAAACAAAUUAUAAACACAAUCAUAACACACAUAUGAUUGUGUUCUGUUUCUAUCUACUAUCUUAAAUCCUUUCAUUAUAUCUUCACUUUACUUGGGGUACAAAAAGAAGGCAUAUGUUUCAUGCCA